AUGAAGCUUACUAAAGGCUUGUCCUUUUUGCUCGCGCUGGUCGCGACGGCUGAUACUACGCCUGGCUUAAGGGCAAGAGACAGCGAAAACCAAAAGCGGCGGAGCAACAAUGAUCGUGGUCAUUCCAUCUCCUCCCAGCACUUGAAACAAGAAAGUCCAUUGUCAAAAUCUGAAAGGACAGGAGAUGCAGCAAUGUCGACAGAGUCCAGUACUGCUGGAACCAAGAAUGGUGCCAGCGACUCUGAGGUUUUGGGUCAAGAACACCGGGCCUCAUGGGCAAACAACACUGAAAUUGGAAAGAAGGAAAAUGAGGGCAGCAAUGUGAUGCAACAACAGCAGCAACGUCGAUUAGACUUGGGACAGGAUAUGGGAGAUGGUGCCGUUUCGUUGCUGGAUGAUGCGGCACUACUAGUCUUAGGUGACGCAGUGCCUUUCAAGACAUGUGAUGCUCCAAACCAACAAAGAGGGGUUGUUCCAGAUGGCUUUCUUGACCCAUUAUCUGGCUGCUAUAAUUCACUUGCAGGGCCAGUUCAAGUCCUCAGAAGAAUGAUUGAGGCACUUACUGGUCCACUCGGUGAUGAACCGAUUGUUAAGGAAUUGCUAGAUUUGGUUUUCGCACCCGUGGAAGAAGUGAUGAAAGAGCUGUCCAGUCUUAUACCGGCAACAGGCACUAUCUGUGCUGGUGACUUUUCUGUCAUGAAGGUCACUGCUCCCAAGGGGGACAUGGUUGGAACCUGUGAAGGCAUGCCUUUGUCCAGUGCGAACAAGGGCGAGUGGGCCAUUUUUGGUGGAGAACUCGUCUUGUCACCAGAAGUCUCAACUGCAGUAUGCCAAAUUACCACCACCUUAGAGUUUUCCUUUUGUAUGGGAGUUUCCGUUUGUGACAUUCUUCCAUCAGUGGCGUUCUUCAUGGAUGGUGGGCUCAUGACAUGCAUUCUCAAUUAUAUUGGAAAGGGACUCCAAACUAUUACAGCUGGAGGUGGAGCUGCGGCGGCCACUGGAGUCGGGGCUGUUGUUGCUGGUGUUGCUGGAGCGGCUGCAGUUGUAAUUGAAUAUGUCAAAUGGGCAAUUGCAGUUGGGUUUGAGCAUGCAGGAUUUGGAUUCUCGCUCAGCAAUGCAUUUGAAAUCCCGAUGGCUCUAUUCAACGGUGAAAAGCUUUUCCAUUAUGUGGCAAGACCAACAACAUUCGAAAAGAUUUCAAUCUCAGUCCAAUCUGGGACCAUUCACCCACAACUGAAAGAUUGGUUUCAAAUUGAUGGGGACGUCAUUCAUGGCACCACUAUGCUAAUGCCCAAUGGAGAACCUGUCAGUACACAGCUGUUUGAUAAGGGCCUUGCCGAUUUUGACCGAGCACUGAAAAACCACGUCGAGAAACAGUUCGACAAUUUUCAAGUCCAUAAUGUAUUUCAGGGAAAGUGCCGGUUGGCCCUCAACUUCCGCAACAUACCCGUAAUUGGAGCCCUGUUCCCUCAAUUCGAUUUUGAGUUUGGUCGAGCUUCUGUUUUCACCUCAACUGGGUCAGCACCAGUCAUUCUUCAAGAUGGCAGUCAGCAAAAGGUUUACCCUGGGAUGUCAGCUUUUAUUGGACAGACUGGAAAUGAGGGUGCACUCUUUGAUGCGGUGAAAAAACUAGUGCUGAGCAUGGGAGGAAUCAUUGACCAAGUUAUCGAUGAACACUUUCCUAUUGCAAACUUACUGGGCGAAAACUUGGCUACCAGUGUGGUUGAAAUGAUACUUGGGAAAAUGGAUCUUGACAGAGUUGCAUCGGACAACUCUAACAAAUACUAUGGAAUUGCUGUGACAAUGAAUGUGGAAUACGUUGGAUUCAUGGUUCAAGUGCCCAUGUUGCUGGGAGAGUCAUUGGACGAUCCUAUCACGGACUUUAUCUUGAAAUGCGGUUCAGACUAUGAGACGUUUGGAUGUGAAAUUACAAUGGACAACAUGAACGCAUUUAUUGCAGCAGUUGCUGAAGAAGUUGCAGGUGGUUUACUGUGGGUCUUCCAAAAAACUGCUGAGUUUUUAAAACUUGAUGAAGCUGCUGAAAUCAUUGGAACUGCCUUCGAGAAGGCAGGUGAGCAGAUAAAAGAUGUUUUCUCGAAAGACAAUAUUGAGGACACCAUAAAAGACAUUGUGGAUGGCAAGCUAGAUGUUGAUGAAAAGUUCCAGGAGCUUGCAUCCAUUGGAUAUGCGGCGUUCUCAGCUCUGUGUAAGGAUGCAGAACGUUGCAAGCCUGACGGGGAAGCCUGCUUUGGAGAUCCACUUGGACUCAAGCCUAAGCAAGGUACUUGUUGUGACUGUUGCCAUGACGACACCUUUUGGGCCGGGCCUACCAAACCCCUGUCCUUACCGGGUAGGGCAUGUGGAACUGAACCAUGGUGGAAGGAUGGCAGGAUGUGCAUACCAGGUAUCAGCUGCCACAUGUGCCAGAAUGGUGACAAUCAAUGGGACAGCGUUCCUGAUUUGCUCGGUUUGCCCGGGAGGGCCUGUGGCCAAGAGCCAUGCACACCUGAUGGAAUGGCUUGCUUUGGACCCUCUUGCAAGAGGUGCUGCAGUGGAACAAACAUGUUUGCCAAGUGUGGCAAGCAAGGAUGCUUAGGUGAUGGUACUGUGUGCCUAAUUGGUACUACUUGCUUUGAUUGCUGCAAUGGAGAUAGUUGGUGGUGGUCAAAGGGACUGGGGUCUCAGGCUUGUGGAACAGAACCCAAGUGGGGUGAUGGGCAACCAUGCGUGAAAGGAAUCAGUUGUCACAUGUGCUCAAGUGGUCAUAGCACCUAUUGGAUGAAUCCACCUGGUUCAUUCUUACCUGCUGAAGCAUGUGGAAAAGAGCCCUGUUGGCCAGAUGGUAAAAACUGUGUCAAUGGGAUUAGUUGCCACCAAUGCUGCAGCAAAAAUAACAUGGAGUUCAAAUGUGGCAAGCAAGGAUGCUGGGGAGAUGGUAGACCCUGCCUUUUUGGAGGUUGCAAGAACUGCUGCAGCCAUGAGAACUCUUGGUGGGAUGAUAAGGUGGCCAAUGCCUGUGGCAAACAGCCAUGCUGGGGAGGCGGAAGAGAAUGUGGUUUGGCUUGUGGAAGGUGCUGUGGUGGUUCCCAUGAACGCAAGCAAGGAUUUUGGGAUCUCUUCCCCAAACGGUAUUGCAACUAA
Seminavis robusta is the source of this 3141-nucleotide messenger RNA. NCBI's taxonomy places the organism in Eukaryota, Bacillariophyta, Bacillariophyceae, Naviculales, Naviculaceae. The record is from the annotation of a GenBank genome assembly.